Messenger RNA from Ochotona curzoniae (black-lipped pika), 5356 nucleotides. RefSeq names its product slit guidance ligand 3 (gene SLIT3). Bases 440 to 5011 code for a protein of 1523 amino acids. Gene Ontology annotation, molecular function: heparin binding; Roundabout binding; calcium ion binding. Gene Ontology annotation, biological process: axon guidance; negative chemotaxis. NCBI's taxonomy places the organism in Eukaryota, Metazoa, Chordata, Mammalia, Lagomorpha, Ochotonidae. The record is from RefSeq and is a predicted model, not a curated record. The transcript is spliced from 36 exons.
GAGAGCGAGUGCCGGCCAGCUCACCCGGCCGCCCCGUGCCCCAGCCGCAGCCGCUGCCGCCGCGCUCUAGAGCGCAGCCCCCAAGCCGACCCUCCCCGGGCGCCGCGCCCCACAGCGUUCACCUCAGGUGCUCGCCCCAGCCCGCAACCCGGGCGGUGGGCCGACGAGGCCAGGGGCCGCUUGGCACCUGGGCGCUCCGAGAGAUGCGCAGCGGGGCAGCGUCAGCCCCGCCGAUGGAGCUGCUGUUGCUGCCGCCGCCGCCGCCCGGCGCGCCCCGCUCCGCCCGCGCCCCGUGCGCCUGAGCGCCGAGCUCGCCCCUCCUCCGCGCCAACUCCGCCGCCCGCUCCCCAGGCCGCCCGCGCUCUCCGCGCGCCUCCUCGGGCUCCACGCGCCUUGCCCCGCCGCGCCAGCCUUCUCCAGGCGCGGGCCCCUGCACACCAUGGCCCCCGGGCGGACAGGGGCCGGCGCCGCCGUGCGCGCCCGCCUGGCGCUGGCCUUGGCGCUGGCGAGCGUCCUGAGCGGGCCCCCCGCUGCCGCCUGCCCCACCAAGUGUACCUGCUCAGCCGCCAGCGUGGACUGCCACGGGCUGGGCCUCCGGGCGGUUCCCCGGGGCAUCCCCCGCAACGCCGAGCGCCUUGACCUGGACCGAAAUAAUAUAACCAGGAUCACCAAGACGGACUUUGCUGGACUGAAGAACCUCCGCGUCUUGCAUCUGGAAGACAACCAGGUCAGCGUCAUUGAGAGAGGCGCCUUCCAGGAUCUAAAGCAGCUGGAGCGACUGCGUCUGAACAAGAAUAAGCUCCAAGUCCUCCCAGAAUUGCUUUUCCAGAGCAAUCCGAAGCUCACCAGACUAGAUCUGAGCGAGAACCAGAUCCAGGGGAUCCCAAGGAAGGCGUUCCGAGGCAUUGCUGACGUGAAGAACCUGCAACUGGACAACAAUCACAUCAGCUGCAUUGAAGAUGGAGCCUUCCGGGCGCUGCGCGAUUUGGAGAUCCUCACCCUCAACAACAACAACAUUAGCCGCAUCCUGGUCACCAGUUUCAACCACAUGCCGAAGAUUCGAACUCUGCGCCUCCACUCCAACCACCUGUACUGUGACUGCCACCUGGCCUGGCUCUCAGAUUGGCUGCGACAGCGGCGGACAAUUGGCCAGUUUACACUCUGCAUGGCUCCCGUGCACCUGAGGGGCUUCAAUGUGGCAGAUGUUCAGAAGAAAGAGUAUGUGUGCCCAGCCCCCCACUCGGAGCCUCCAUCCUGCAAUGCCAACUCGCUCUCCUGUCCAUCAGCCUGCACCUGCAGUAAUAACAUUGUGGACUGUCGAGCAAAGGGCCUCACGGAGAUCCCCGCCAACUUGCCAGAGGGUGUCGUCGAAAUACGCCUUGAACAGAACUCGAUCAGAUCCAUCCCUGCCGGAGCCUUCAGCCCGUACAAGAAGCUGAAGAGAAUAGACAUCAGCAAGAAUCAGAUAUCGGACAUUGCUGCAGAUGCCUUCCAGGGCCUGAAGUCACUCACGUCGCUGGUGCUCUAUGGGAACAAGAUCACUGAGAUUGCCAAGGGCCUGUUCGAUGGGCUGGUGUCCCUGCAACUGCUCCUCCUCAAUGCCAACAAGAUCAACUGCCUGCGAGUGAGCACAUUUCAGGACCUGCAGAACCUCAACCUGCUCUCACUGUACGACAACAAGCUGCAGACCAUCAGCAAGGGACUGUUCGCUCCUCUGCAGUCGAUCCAGACACUCCACUUAGCCCAGAACCCGUUUGUGUGUGACUGUCACUUGAAGUGGCUGGCUGACUACCUCCAGGACAACCCCAUCGAGACAAGCGGGGCCCGCUGCAGCAGCCCGCGCCGGCUCGCCAACAAGCGCAUCAGCCAGAUCAAGAGCAAGAAGUUCCGCUGCUCAGGCUCUGAAGAUUACCGCAGCAGGUUCAGCAGCGAGUGCUUCAUGGACCUGGUAUGCCCCGAGAAGUGCCGCUGCGAAGGCACCAUUGUGGACUGCUCCAACCAGAAGCUGACCCGCAUCCCGAACCAUCUCCCUGAAUACGUCACUGAUCUGAGGUUGAAUGACAACGAGAUCUCUGUCCUGGAAGCCACUGGCAUCUUUAAGAAGUUGCCCAACCUGCGGAAAAUAAACCUGAGCAACAAUAAGAUCAAGGAGAUGCGCGAGGGCACCUUUGACGGAGCAGCCGGCGUGCAGGAGCUGCUGCUGACAGCCAACCAGCUGGAGAACGUGCAUGGGCGCAUGUUCCGAGGCCUCACCGGCCUCAAGACCUUGAUGCUACGGAGUAACUUAAUCAGCUGUGUGAGCAAUGACACCUUUGCUGGCCUGAGCUCCGUGAGGCUGCUGUCCCUCUAUGACAACCGGAUCACCACCAUCAUGCCCGGGGCCUUCACCACGCUGGUCUCCCUGUCCACCAUAAACCUCCUGUCCAACCCCUUCAACUGCAAUUGCCACCUGGCCUGGCUCGGCAAGUGGUUGAGGAAGAGGCGGAUCGUCAGUGGGAACCCCCGGUGCCAGAAGCCCUUCUUCCUAAAGGAGAUUCCCAUCCAGGACGUGGCCAUCCAGGACUUCACAUGCGAGGGCAAUGACGAGAGCAGCUGCCAGCUGAGCCCACGCUGCCCGGAACAGUGCACCUGCAUGGAGACGGUGGUACGAUGCAGCAACAGGGGGCUCCGUACCCUCCCCAAAGGCAUGCCCAAGGAUGUCACCGAGCUGUACCUGGAAGGAAACCACUUAACAGCUGUGCCCAAAGAGCUGUCUGCCCUCCGACACCUGACUCUGAUUGACCUCAGCAACAACAGCAUCAGUAUGCUGACCAACUACACCUUCAGUAACAUGUCUCACCUCUCCACUCUGAUCCUGAGCUACAACCGGCUACGCUGCAUCCCCAUCCAUGCCUUCAAUGGGCUGCGGUCUCUCCGAGUGCUAACCCUCCAUGGCAACGACAUUUCCAGCGUUCCCGAAGGUUCCUUCAAUGACCUCACAUCUCUUUCUCAUCUGGCACUGGGCACCAACCCCCUGCACUGUGACUGUAGUCUGCGGUGGCUGUCCGAGUGGGUGAAGGCGGGGUACAAGGAGCCGGGCAUCGCCCGCUGCAGUAGCCCUGAGCCCAUGGCAGACCGGCUCCUACUCACCACCCCCACCCACCGAUUCCAGUGCAAAGGGCCAGUAGACAUCAACAUUAUGGCCAAGUGCAACGCCUGCCUCUCCAGUCCAUGCAAGAACAAUGGAACAUGCAGCCCAGAUUCCGUGGAGCUGUACCGCUGCACCUGCCCCUACAGCUACAAGGGCAAAGACUGCACCGUGCCCAUCAACACCUGCAUCCAGAGCCCCUGUCUGCACGGAGGCACCUGCCACCUGAGUGAGAGCCACAAGGAUGGAUUCAGCUGUUCCUGUCCCAUGGGCUUUGAGGGGCAACGGUGUGAGAUCAACCCAGAUGACUGCGAGGACAAUGACUGUGAAAACAACGCCACCUGUGUGGAUGGCAUCAACAACUACGUGUGUGUCUGCCCCCCUAACUACACAGGUGAACUGUGUGACGAGGUGAUUGACCACUGUGCACCAGGGAUGAACCUCUGUCAGCACGAGGCCAAGUGCAUCUCCCUGGACAAAGGAUUCAGGUGUGACUGUCUCCCCGGCUACAGCGGAAAGCUCUGCGAGACAGACGACGAUGACUGCGUGGCCCACAAGUGCCGCCAUGGGGCCCAGUGCGUGGAUGCGGUGAACGGCUACACCUGUAUCUGCCCCCAGGGCUUCAGCGGGCUCUUCUGCGAGCACCCCCCACCCAUGGUCCUGCUGCAGACCAGCCCCUGUGACCAGUACGAGUGCCAGAACGGAGCCCAGUGCGUCGUGGUUCAGCAGGAGCCCACGUGCCGCUGUCCGCCUGGCUUCGCCGGCCCCAGGUGCGAGAAGCUCAUCACCGUCAACUUCGUGGGCAAGGACUCGUACGUGGAACUGGCCUCCGCAAAGGUCCGGCCCCAGGCCAACAUCUCUCUACAGGUGGCCACUGACAAGGACAAUGGCAUCCUGCUCUACAAGGGAGACAAUGACCCCCUGGCACUGGAGCUGUACCAGGGCCACGUGAGGCUGGUUUACGACACGCUGAGUUCACCUCCAACCACGGUGUACAGCGUGGAGACGGUGAACGACGGGCAGUUCCACAGCGUGGAGCUGGUGAUGCUGAAUCAGACCCUGAACCUGGUGGUGGACAAAGGAGCCCCCAAGAGCCUGGGCAAGCUCCAGAAGCAGCCAGCAGUGGGUACCAACAGUCCUCUCUACCUUGGAGGUAUCCCCACCUCCACCGGCCUCUCCGCCUUGCGCCAGGGUGCUGACCGGCCACUGGGCGGCUUCCACGGCUGCAUCCAUGAGGUGCGCAUCAACAACGAACUGCAGGACUUCAAGGCCCUCCCGCCACAGUCGCUGGGAGUCUCGCCGGGCUGCAAGUCCUGCACUGUGUGCAAGCACGGUCUGUGUCGCUCCGUGGAGAAGGACAGUGUGGUGUGUGAGUGCCACCCUGGCUGGACAGGCCCUCUCUGCGACCAGGAGGCCCAGGACCCCUGCCUCAGCCACAGCUGCAGCCAUGGAAAGUGUGUGGCGACUGGGACGUCAUACGUGUGCAAGUGUGCCGAGGGCUACGGAGGUACUUUGUGUGACCUCAAGAAUGACUCUGCCAACGCCUGCUCGGCCUUCAAGUGUCACCAUGGGCAGUGCCACAUCUCUGACCGAGGAGAGCCCCACUGCUCGUGCCAGCCCGGCUUCAGCGGGGAGCACUGUGAACAAGAGAACCCGUGCCUCGGGGAGGUAGUGCGAGAGGUGAUUCGGCGCCAGAAGGGUUACGCGUCAUGUGCCACAGCCUCUAAGGUGCCCAGAAUGGUAUGUCGCGGGGGCUGCGGCUCCCAGUGCUGCCAGGCCACCCGCAGCAAGCGGCGGAAAUACGUCUUCCAGUGCACGGACGGCUCCUCAUUUGUGGAAGAGGUGGAGAGACACUUAGAGUGUGGCUGUCACGUGUGUUCCUAAGCCUCUGCCCGCGGCCUCUCGGACUCCAGCUUGGUGAGGCUGGGGACAGCCGUGUGGGAUCCCACCCCGAGACUGGGAGUGACGGAGAGCGAGCCGGAGAGAAAGCAAAGAAGAGAAUAUUAAGUAUAUUGUAAAAUAAACAAAAAAUAGAACUUAUUUUUAUUAUGGAAAGUGACUAUUUUCAUCUUUUAUUAUAUAAAUAUAUCACAUCAUCUGAGUAUAUGUACCAUAUAGUGAGCUAUUUUUACCGCGUUGUUUUUGUGUUGUGUAUUUGUUGUGUUUUUAUAAACAGUUGUUAAAGAUUCUAAGACAAAAAAGGACUAAUAAAAAUGUUCUAAAACAAAA